Messenger RNA from Phanerochaete carnosa HHB-10118-sp, 996 nucleotides. RefSeq lists its product as uncharacterized. The record is from RefSeq and is a predicted model, not a curated record. NCBI's taxonomy places the organism in Eukaryota, Fungi, Basidiomycota, Agaricomycetes, Polyporales, Phanerochaetaceae. The transcript has a single exon. Bases 1 to 996 code for a protein of 331 amino acids.
AUGGAGCUCGACUAUGGCAAUCCAGAGCCAUCAUCGUCUGCCAAGGUCGAUGAUGCUCGACAAGGCCCGGCGGCAGAAAAGUGGCCUGCUGGAAAGUUUGGUCCCUAUCUGACAAAGAUGGGAAGGCCCACAAUCGAAGGGUCAGGAUACAGCACCAACAAAUUCAAUGAGUCCGACCCCGAGCCCACUGAAUCUGAGCCAAAGGAUGCCACUCCGGCGCAAAAGAACCUUUGGCGGGCUCGCGAUCUCAAAAGGAGGAAGCGCAACGAGCAGCGAGCGGCCGUCUUGACGAAGCCUCUCGCGAUUACCCCUUGGGAGCAGGGCAUGAACCACGCCAAAUACGCCCUGAAUGUCAUCAAGAGGUACAAAGGGGAGUACUUCGCUAUCCGGAAUUCUUCCCAUUGGAACAAUUGCAAGAGUCGCAAGUGGAUGAGGUGGGGCUAUUAUGCCAACCACCACAUCAAGUACCUCGAUGAGCAGCGAAAGCUGCACGAACAUGGCGGGAUUCCUGCAGGGAUCUCCAUUCUGCCAUGGAACGACCGGUCUGUGCCACCGUUCGUUCCGCCUGUCUGGCCACACAUGGAUCACCCGGAUUCUGACGCGCGCUCUGUUCUUGCGCCACCGGCUCUUACUGCUGCCCCAGUCUCUGCUGAUGUGCUGCCAGCCCCAGCUCACACGCGUGGAACCUUGUUCCAACAUACCCCCGCGUCCGUCCACUCUGAACCCAACCCACCAGGCCCCCGCGGCCGCUUAAUCUGGGUUUCAGGGUCGGCGUUGAUUCUCGGAGGAGGAGGAGCGAAGGAACAUCGAACGUGCCUAGCACACUACAACCCAUACCCAUACCAUGCUCAGACCAUGAGCCAAGGCUCGACUUUCUCCGCAAUGACCUCACGAGCACAGAGAAAAUCACAUCUUUCGAUCAACUUCACUUUCUGCAUGAUGCGGCCGAAGUUGAUCGCCUCUGCAUGGAAGCCAAUCAAUGGCCACAACUCCUAG